Salvia hispanica is the source of this 1816-nucleotide messenger RNA. Its product is annotated as calcium-dependent protein kinase 29-like. The record is from RefSeq and is a predicted model, not a curated record. Gene Ontology annotation, molecular function: protein kinase activity; ATP binding; calcium ion binding. Lineage: Eukaryota; Viridiplantae; Streptophyta; Magnoliopsida; Lamiales; Lamiaceae. Gene Ontology annotation, biological process: protein phosphorylation.
CUCGACCAUUACACCUUUCCACAUCCAACGUCAUAUUCAUAUCCUCUCUUUCUCUCUUGCAAAAUGGGAUUCUGUUUCUCAAAGCUAUGCAGCAAAUCCAGAGACAUCCCAAUAUCCUCCUCCUCCGACUCCGACUCCCCAUACCACCACCACUUCCCCUUCCACGACGCACCUCCACCGCCUCCGCCUCCUCCUCCUCCUCCACCCCCAUCAACAGUAGGCCGAAUUCUCGGAAAACCAUACGUGGACAUCACCGCACUCUACCACCUGGACAAGGAGCUCGGGCGAGGCCAAUUCGGCAUCACAUAUCUCUGCAGAGACAAGGCCACCGGGCUCCAAUACGCGUGCAAGUCCAUCUCCACCCGAAAGCUCGUGACCGAGAAGGACGUGCACGACGUGCGGAGGGAGAUCAUGAUCCUGGAGCACCUCACCGGGCAGCCCAACAUCGUGGAGUUCCGAGGCGCCUACGAGGACUCCAAGAAUCUGCAUUUGGUGAUGGAGCUGUGCUCGGGCGGGGAGCUCUUCGACCGGAUCACUGCCAGGGGGAGCUACACCGAGAAGGAGGCCGCGAGGAUCGGGAGACAGAUCGUGAAUGUGGUCCAUGUGUGUCAUUUCAUGGGAGUGAUGCAUAGGGAUCUCAAGCCAGAGAAUUUCUUGAUGGUUAGCCGCGACGACGCCUCCCCGUUGAAGGCUACCGAUUUCGGCCUCUCCGUGUUUAUUGAGUCAGGAAAAGUGUACAAAGAUCUAGUGGGAAGUGCUUACUAUGUGGCCCCUGAAGUAUUGAGAAGAAAUUAUGGCAAGGAAAUUGAUGUGUGGAGUGCUGGUGUCAUUCUCUACAUACUUCUCAGUGGAUUUCCUCCUUUUUGGGCUGAGACAGAAAAAGGCAUAUUUGAAGAAAUAUUGAAGGGAAACUUAGACCUCGAAAUGUCCCCAUGGCAUACCAUAUCACCUGGUGCAAAGGAUCUCAUCAGGAAAAUGCUAACCAUAAAUCCAAAAUUGAGAAUUUCUGCUGCAGAAGCACUUGAGCAUCCAUGGCUCAUGGAAGGCGGCGAGGCAUCCGACCAACCCAUCGACAGCGCGGUCCUAAUCAGGAUGAAGCAAUUCAGAGCCAUGAACAAGCUCAAGAAGGUGGCUCUCAAGGUUAUCGCGGAAAACAUGUCGGAAGAGGACAUCAAGGGAUUGAAACAAAUGUUCGACAACAUAGAUACUGAUCGAAGUGGCACCAUCACGUACGACGAGCUAAGAACCGGGUUGACCAAGCUGGGAUCCCGGCUUAGUGAAGCAGAAAUUCAACAACUCAUGGAAGCUGCUGAUGUUGACCAGAAUGGGACGAUAGACUAUGUGGAGUUUAUAACUGCAACCAUGCAUCGUCACAGACUGGAGAAAGAAGAGAAUUUGCACAAGGCUUUUCAGUAUUUUGACAAGGAUGAUAGUGGAUUUAUUACUAGAGAUGAGUUGAGACAAGCCAUGACUCAGUAUGGAAUGGGCGAUGAAGCUACCAUCGACGAGGUUCUUGAUGAUGUCGAUACCGAUAAGGAUGGGAGGAUCAACUACGCUGAAUUUGUGGAGAUGAUGAAGAAAGGAACCAUAGAUUCUCCUCAACAAUUGAAGAUGGAAUAACUAAUCGAUGUGGCUGCAACGUUGAACUCGUUUCACUUACAAGAUUCACCAUUUAAUCUGUGUAUUACCCCAAAUUUUCUUCUUUCAGUUUUCUUAUUCUGUUGAUUGUGAAGCACUGUUUGCAUGCUCUUUAUCAAGUAUAAUAACAUCAAACUAUAUAAAAUUGAUGAGAAUAAUGUUUUUAUUUUUUUUUUCA